Candidozyma duobushaemuli is the source of this 762-nucleotide messenger RNA. RefSeq lists its product as uncharacterized. The record is from RefSeq and is a predicted model, not a curated record. Gene Ontology annotation, cellular component: cytoplasm. NCBI's taxonomy places the organism in Eukaryota, Fungi, Ascomycota, Pichiomycetes, Serinales, Metschnikowiaceae. The transcript has a single exon. The coding region runs from base 1 to 762 and encodes 253 amino acids. Gene Ontology annotation, molecular function: zinc ion binding.
AUGACCCAGGUCGAAAUCAACAAGGAGGACCAGGGGGUCAUGAACCUCGGCAAGCACUGCCACAAGUGCCAGCAGCUCGACUUCCUCCCGUUCCACUGCGAGUUUUGCAACCACGUCUACUGUUCCCAGCAUAGAUCGCUAGAUCUCCACAACUGCGUUGGAAGACCAAGCACACCUACAAACGGACAUAGUUACACGGGGCCAACGGCAGCUUCGCUCUUUCCGGAUAAGGAAAAGAGACAGCAGGAGCUUGAGCUGCGACUCGAACAGCUGAAACUCGAACCGACUACGUUGGUGGAAAAGAAGAGUCUGGCCAUCACCAAGCUUACGAAGUUCUUGCAUCUUCAGAAACUCAGCCGAAAGAAGAAGCUUUUUGGCAGGUCUAAGCCGACAAACAAGGUUGUCGAGACUUCCAGCAUCAAGAAGGUCGCCAAAGGUCCUGCUAAUGUGACCCAGACCGACAGAGUGUACGUGUGGGUUCUCUACGUGAACCGUAACGAAGACGAGAUAGAAAAGAUUAAUCCCGAGAAGGAGAGAAAGGGCGUUUGGGUUUCGAAGAACUGGACCAUCGGCAGAGCAUUGGACUCGAUUGCCGACGGUGUGGGGAUCAUGAACCAUAACAACAAAACGCUGGACAGCAGCGAGAGACUACAGUUAUUUAAGGCUGUAGAGGAUGCGCCUGUCACGCUACCGACAAGCAAGAAGGUUGCAGGAAGCUUCACCAACGGAGACACUGUUUACUUGGUCAAGGGAACGUUGUAA